UAGCCUAACUCUUCUGAAACUACAUCUUGCUCACACUUGUCAUUCAUAAUAUCAUUCUUCCCUCAUGCCUUCAACACCUCGAGGUUACACACACUUUCCAUCGCAGGCCGACCUGUUUUACUACUUGACGACAUCGUCCACCUCUGAAGAGGAUUUAAACAUCGGCUACGCACCUCCUUCAAAAUCCUCAUUGAAGGUUGGGGUACUCGUUCUCACCCAAGCCCAACUCGGUCUCUUGGACCUAGCUGUGCCCGUCGACAUGCUCACAAUGGUGAGCCGAAACCAAAUUAGCAGAUCCAAUGCACCAGAAAGUGCUUUGGAAGAGGCCGUCGACGAGAUUGACAUUCGUUAUGUCAGCGAGACUGGAGGUUCAUUCCCUGUCACCUCCGGCGCUCGAAUAGGAGUGACGAACUCAUUCGACGACGCCCCUCAAUUCGACGUCCUCAUUGUCCCUGGCUCUUUCUCCUCCAUGGACGUCCCCGCAUCCGUGGCGGCCUUCAUCACACACCAAGCGCCCGAUCUCAUUGCAGUCCUUAGCAUAUCAUCCGGCAUUGCCCUCCUGGCCCAAACCAACCUUCUCCACGAAAAACGAGCCACGGGCCCGCCUCAACUUCUCCCAGCACUCCGCCAACGACGACCCUCGAUCCAUUGGCAGGAUUCCCCCUGGACGCGCCAGGACCGCAUCUGGAGCAGCAGCUCGGCAUUCACCGCCGUCGACAUGAUGACCGCGUUCGUACGCGAAUACUUUUGGGACCGCAGCGAGGCCGUCGAGUACGCCCUCGGUACUGCUGGUGUUCCGCGUCUCAACGAAGACGAGUCGUGAAUACGACCCAACACCCUUUUGGCGACCAUGGGUAGGCAAGAUCGGACGUCUCCAACCGGGAGGUCGAUCUUCUCUACCCUCGUUUCGACCCGACCAUACUUUGCUUUGCUUUAUACCCCACUCUUGUGCGCUAUGAUUCAGCACGUACACAGAGGUCGGAUUUUGUGUUUCCUUGUUUGUUUGUUUGUAAUUCGAUCGCUGUUCGGAU
Messenger RNA from Aaosphaeria arxii CBS 175.79, 1031 nucleotides. Its product is annotated as class I glutamine amidotransferase-like protein. Bases 65 to 823 code for a protein of 252 amino acids. Lineage: Eukaryota; Fungi; Ascomycota; Dothideomycetes; Pleosporales. The record is from RefSeq and is a predicted model, not a curated record. The transcript is spliced from 2 exons.